Molecule: messenger RNA, 1344 nt
Organism: Canariomyces notabilis
Lineage: Eukaryota; Fungi; Ascomycota; Sordariomycetes; Sordariales; Chaetomiaceae
Exons: 1
Coding region: 1-1344 (447 amino acids)
Biological process (GO): regulation of transcription by RNA polymerase II
Molecular function (GO): DNA-binding transcription factor activity, RNA polymerase II-specific; RNA polymerase II cis-regulatory region sequence-specific DNA binding
Source: RefSeq, a predicted model, not a curated record
AUGGCAGUCCAAGGCCAGAAGCUGGGCCAAUCCAGCACUUCCAAUUGCAAUCGCACCCAGACGUUGGACCUGGGCCAACGAGCUGCCGGUCCGAACCUUGGCAUGUUCGGUCUUCCAGAUGCCGCUGCGGACGUCGAUGGCUUCGAUCCGAGUUUAGACGGCGGGCCUUCGUCUCAAGACUCCACGGCGCCCCUCCAGCUCUGGGGCGAUAAUGGUAAUCAGGGAUCCAUGUCCACCAUGCCACUUUGUCACACUAAUAUUGCCUUGUCAAUGCAUUUGCCCCAACAACUCUUCAAGGCAUGCCCAGACCACUUGGGCCAAGCGAUCCCAGCCCAAUCCAGCCUACUUGGAGGGCAAUAUCUCCAACCUCUGACAGAGUACCUUCCAUUGCCCAGCACUGGACAUGGCGGCCUCGAUUCCGAUAGCUUCGAGUCGGAGUGGUCCCAAACUGGCCCGGCAUCGUGGCAGGCUGCCGCAUGGCCGGUGGACAUCAAUGCACAUGCGACAGCCGACGGGACGGUGCUCCAUUCCGACAACCUGCCUAGCUACGUCCUCAACACUCUCGAGCUGGAACCGAAACUGAGAACUCUCUCAAUGGUACCUCGACCGGACGGGGGCCAAGUCCCAGUAUGGCAGGGCCAGGAUAAUAUGGUGAGCGGACAUGCCUCGGAACCAGAUAGGAGGAAGAGGGGGCAACCGCAUACUGACGCGGCGGAACGGGGAGAAGGCGGGGCCCCACCGAAGAGGAAAAGGGGACGCCCACCAAAGCACGCACCAGACACCGGCUCUGCGAGUUAUGCGAACUCUCCCAUCCUCGGAAAAGAGUCCAACUCCGACUCGGAUACGGUUCCUUCCCCGGUCAGCCCAGGGGAUGAAUCGGACCUGUUGCUGUUAAAUACGCACAACAAUAGCAGCAUCAGCAUCAACAUCAGCGAAAGCAACACCGACAUAACCGUCCCCGACGACACACCUCCGAAUUCCAACCGCACGGCGAAACAGACUCGGAGUAGGCGAGGCAGCAUCUGCAACGGUAACCCCAGCAAGUCGGACCGCGACCGCGACCGCAACCGAGCAGCCGCUAGUCGGUACCGCGCCAAGACGCAGGCCGCCUUCGCCCAGCUCGAGGCCGAGGAGCGCGCGGCCAACGAUCGGCGCCAGUCGCUAAUGGCUUGCGCCAGCCAGCUUCGCGACGAGAUCUUCCUGCUCAAGACGGAGCUGCUGCGGCACGCCGACUGUGACUGCCCCCUUAUCCAGGGGUACCUGUCCCACGCGGCCAGGCAGGCCUGCGUAGGCCUGAAGGCUUCGACUUCGGCAAUCGGCAGGAUGGCUCAUGGAUGGAACUGA